AUGGGCAGCCCCCGCUCGGCGCUGAGCUGCCUGCUGUUGCACUUGCUGGUUCUCUGCCUCCAAGCCCAGGAAGGCGUAGGGAGGGGGCGAGGGGCGGCGGCUCUGGGCAGAGAACUUGCUUCCCUGAUCGGAGCUGGCCGGGAGUCCCAGGGUGUUUCCCAACAGGUAACUGUUCAGUCCUCACCUAAUUUUACACAGCAUGUGAGGGAGCAGAGCCUGGUGACGGAUCAGCUCAGCCGCCGCCUCAUCCGGACCUACCAGCUCUACAGCCGCACCAGCGGGAAGCACGUGCAGGUCCUGGCCAACAAGCGCAUCAACGCCAUGGCAGAAGACGGGGACCCCUUCGCAAAGCUCAUUGUGGAGACAGAUACCUUUGGGAGCCGGGUUCGAGUCCGAGGAGCUGAGACCGGUCUUUACAUCUGCAUGAAUAAAAAGGGGAAGCUCAUUGCCAAGAGCAACGGCAAGGGCAAGGACUGCGUGUUCACCGAGAUCGUGCUGGAGAACAACUACACGGCCCUGCAGAACGCCAAGUACGAAGGCUGGUACAUGGCCUUCACCCGCAAGGGCCGGCCCCGCAAGGGCUCCAAGACGCGGCAGCACCAGCGCGAGGUGCACUUCAUGAAGCGGCUGCCCCGCGGCCACCACACCACGGAGCAGAGUCUGCGCUUCGAGUUCCUCAACUACCCGCCCUUCACGCGCAGCCUGCGCGGCAGCCAGAGGACUUGGGCCCCCGAGCCCCGGUAG
Molecule: messenger RNA, 744 nt
Organism: Neogale vison (American mink)
Lineage: Eukaryota; Metazoa; Chordata; Mammalia; Carnivora; Mustelidae
Gene: FGF8
Product: fibroblast growth factor 8
Exons: 6
Coding region: 1-744 (247 amino acids)
Biological process (GO): positive regulation of cell population proliferation; heart morphogenesis; positive regulation of protein phosphorylation
Cellular component (GO): cytoplasm
Molecular function (GO): growth factor activity; type 2 fibroblast growth factor receptor binding; type 1 fibroblast growth factor receptor binding
Source: RefSeq, a predicted model, not a curated record